AUGGGAAAAUCAAAAUUAAAUAUUGAUUUAGUUCUUUCAACUGACGCGUUAAUAAUUGGCCGUCGUCUUAAUCAGAAAAAAAUAAUAAAUAAAAGAAUAUUGAAAAAACCUUUAUCGUAUAAAGAAAUUUUUUUUGAAUUUCUUUCGGAAACAACUUGUCAUGGACUACCUUUUGUUGGUAAUCGAAAGAUAAGUUAUUUUGAAAGAUUUUUUUUUAUUGCCGUUAUAAUUACUGUUUUAUGUAUCGCAUUUUCUUUUAUAAUUGAUGUCUAUCAUACGUGGAGUAAGACGCCAGUUGUUAUUCAAGUACAUAAUAAUGCCACUGAAGUAACAGAAUUCCCGUUCCCAGCUAUAACAGUUUGCAAUAAAAAUCAGGCACUAAAAAGUAAAGUUAAGGAUAUGAAAAAUGACACAGUAGAAUUUGGAAUCUUGCAAAUGUUAUGUACAAGAUAUGGAGAAAUAGAUUUUAAAAAAAUUAAUUACGAAUCACCAUCGAAUGACAACAUCAAAAUAUUUAAUGAUACUAUAAUGAAGAUCGCACAACCGUGUGACCGUUUAAUUGUCCAGUGUUCUCAAAGUAGUGGUAAUGUAGAAUGCAAUAAAUUGUUUAAACCGGUUAUAACUGACGAAGGAUUAUGUUGUACAUAUAAUUCACUACAUCCGAAAUUUAUGCUUCAAAAUUAUAGGGAUACUUCAGAUAGUACCAUACCUAAACUUGAUAAAAUUAUGCCAAUAGAUUGGAGCACAGAAACUGGUUAUCCUGAUGAUUUACCUAAAAAAUUUUAUCCUGAACGCAUUGCAGGUGCUGGAAUUUAUAAUGGUUUAACAAUUACACUUGAUGCUGAAGUUGAUGAAUAUUAUUGUUCUUCCACCGACGGUUCUGGUGUAAAAUUCAAUGUUCAUUCACCAGCGGAAACAUCAUCAAUUAGGGAAAUUGGUUUUACAAUUGGAACAAGAGUUGAUCUGCGGGUUAAGUUAGCACCAAGUUAUACUGUAACUGCUGAAAAUGUUAGGAAUAUUGAUCCUAAUGUAAGAGGCUGUUUGUAUAAUAAUGAUGUCAAUUUAACUUAUUUUAGAACAUAUACAACAAAAAAUGCUCAAACUGAAUGCUUGUCAUCAAAGUUUUAUAAGGUUUGUGGUUGUGUUCCGUUUUAUGUUCCAAGAGUAAGUUCUCAUAUAACAUAUUGUGAACUUAAAGAAAUGCGUUGCAUAUACGACUUCUUAAAUGAUCCAUCUUAUGAUAACGAUGAACUUGAAUGUUAUAAUUUUAUGCCAGGCUGUUUUGAUUUAAAUUAUAUAGCAACACUUUAUUCUGCAGAAAUAUAUCAUACCAGCGAUAAUUUUUCAACAAAAACUGGUGGACUGGUCUCACUUUUUCUUGGAAUGAGUUCGAUCACAUUUGUGGAAAUAUUUUACUUUUUCAUUUUGAAAUACUUUUUUGCAAAGUUGAGAGAACGUAGACAAAAAAAAACAAUUGGACCUAAAUGUUAG
Messenger RNA from Condylostylus longicornis, 1491 nucleotides. Its product is annotated as pickpocket protein 28-like. The record is from RefSeq and is a predicted model, not a curated record. The transcript is spliced from 8 exons. Gene Ontology annotation, molecular function: ligand-gated sodium channel activity. Lineage: Eukaryota; Metazoa; Arthropoda; Insecta; Diptera; Dolichopodidae. Bases 1 to 1491 code for a protein of 496 amino acids. Gene Ontology annotation, cellular component: membrane. Gene Ontology annotation, biological process: sodium ion transmembrane transport.